Messenger RNA from Dipodomys ordii (Ord's kangaroo rat), 1923 nucleotides. RefSeq names its product peripheral myelin protein 22 (gene Pmp22). NCBI's taxonomy places the organism in Eukaryota, Metazoa, Chordata, Mammalia, Rodentia, Heteromyidae. Bases 1 to 732 code for a protein of 243 amino acids. The transcript is spliced from 5 exons. The record is from RefSeq and is a predicted model, not a curated record. Gene Ontology annotation, cellular component: plasma membrane.
AUGACCAUCGAGUCCAUUAAGAAGGCCAUCAAGGAGAAGUCGGCUUUCCUGAAGGUGGCUCACACCAGGCUAGAUGAGCGUACCAGGAGGCCCAACAUAGAGUUGUGCCGAGACAUGGCUCAGUUACGGCCGCGACGCAAACAGGGCGUCGCUCGGGUUAAAGGGGAACGCGGGGAGCCUCCCACUGCCCCCUCGCCUGGAGCGCGCGCGCAGCCCCGCCGCACCGCCGUCUUCGGGGACUCCGGACCCUUAGCGGACGCACCUCUGAGUGUGUGCCCGAGGCCACACUCCGAUCGGUGUGGGGGGGACAUCUGUUCCUUUGGGGCUCAAUGGCUUGUGGGCAACGGACAUGCCACGGAUCUCUGGCAGAACUGUAGCACAUCUUCCUCCGGGACCGUCCAGCACUGCUUUUCGUCAUCAGCAAGCGGAUGGCUGCAGUCUGUCCAAGCCACCAUGGUCCUGUCUAUCAUCUACAGCGUCAUAUCCCUGUUCGUCUUCUUCUGCCAGCUCUUCACCCUCGCCAAAGGAGGCCGCUUUUACAUCACUGGAUUCUUCCAAAUCCUUGCCGGUCUAUGUGUGAUGAGCGCGGCCUCCAUCUACACAGUGAGACACUCCGAAUGGCACCUCAACACUGACUACUCCUACGGCUUUGCCUACAUCCUGGCCUGGGUGGCCUUCCCGCUGGCCCUGCUCAGUGGGGUUAUCUACGUGAUCUUGCGGAAACGUGAAUGAGGUGCCUCCAUGGAGGGACCCCGGGGGGUCCUUGGGAGGCUCUGAGCAUGAGCAGGGAGAGAGGGAAGGAGGGAAAUCAGGAAAUGACAACCAACCACCAAAAUCCGAGCUAGCCCCAAACCCCGACUUAAAGCCAAACCAAACCUAAAACAGUUGAGAAGGUAAGGGGGGAGGGGAGGGCAUUGCUGUCGAUUGAAGAUGUAUAUAAUAUCUACGGUUUAUAAAACCUAUUUAUAACACUUUUUACAUAUAUGUACAUAGUAUUGUUUGCUUUGUGUGUUGACCAUCAGCCUUCGUGUUGAACCCUAAAGAUGUAGCUAAGGAACUUUUACAUCCUAACAGUGUAAUCAAGCUCAGUAUUGUUUUCGUUUUUUUUUUUUCAGUCUCUUAUUUUUGCCCAGAAAUAAACUUACCCCCUCCCCUGGCUUUCAUCUAAAAGAAAAUACCUCCCUCCCACUCCACCCUAUUAGUCAACCAAAGUAUGAGGGACUCACCCCCAGUGGCCUUCCAAAGUGUGGGUGGAUGGGAGGGAGCAAGGCCCGGGGCACAGGGUAUUCAUGAUCUAAAUCUCAUUGUGGAGCCCUCAGCACCCAACCAAAUGCUCAAGACUGGAGCCCUCGGCAGAAACACAGCUUGUGGCUUUGGAAUAUUUGCCCUUCCAGGCGGAAUAGCUCGGUCACACAUCUGAAAUGAGAAGUCGUGGGUGACAAGAAAUCUGUGAAAUGGUGCUAUGGAUUUACCAUUCCUUAUUCUCACUAAUCCUCUAAACGACUCACUGGAAAUUCAAUUAACCAUCUUACCACAGAAAAGCAGAAUGGGGACGUGCAGAAUUCUGCAUUGUGUAAAUGACUCAUAACUGCUUUUGUACCCAGCUAGGCUGCUUCUGUUACUAUCAUGAGUACAUCUUAAAGCCUCGAUCACUUCCAUAUGUUGCUUAGCGGUCAGAGCAUCAGGACAAGUGUCUAGACCCUUGGGACCCUUGAGCUCCCAGGCGUGGCUGGGUCUAGAAUGUUCUGUAGCUUCAAGGACUGUCUGGCGAUGAUUUCUAUUGGCCACCAACUGUAGAUGUAUAUACGGUGCCUUGUGAUGCUAAGACUCCAGACCUUUAUAUGCUGUUGCUUUUGCUUUUUCUGAUUUUAUACCAACUGUGUGGACUAAGAUGCAUGGAAAUAAACAUCAGAGUAACUCACG